Arachis duranensis is the source of this 1425-nucleotide messenger RNA. RefSeq names its product BTB/POZ domain-containing protein At5g03250-like. Bases 16 to 1425 code for a protein of 469 amino acids. The record is from RefSeq and is a predicted model, not a curated record. NCBI's taxonomy places the organism in Eukaryota, Viridiplantae, Streptophyta, Magnoliopsida, Fabales, Fabaceae. The transcript is spliced from 2 exons.
GCAGAGUAUCUAGAAAUGAAUGAAAACUAUGGGGAAUCCAACCUCAUUGGACAUACAGAGUCUUUUCUCAAUCAAGUUCUCAGCAAUUGGCUAGACACAAUAAAAGCUCUGCAAUCAUGUGAAGAAGUUAUGUCUUAUGCACAACAACUCAACAUAGUUUCCAGAUGCAUUGAUUUCUUGACCCUCAAGGCAUGUCCCGACCCUAAGCCCACAAUGGCUGAAGCUGAUUCCUUGAAUGAAAAAGAUAAAUCACAAACCAAAGGUGAUGAUUGGUGGUAUGAGGAUCUAUCAUUGUUGAGUUUACCACUAUACAAGAGACUAAUUUUGUCCCUCGAAGCAAAAGGUAUGAAACCUGAGAAUAUUGCAGGGUCCUUGAUACGUUAUAUUACAAGAUAUGUACCCUUGAUGAAUAGGCAAUCAAGCUUCAAGGAAAAGAACAACAACAAUGAUGUGAAUCAAGGGACAAAUUCUGAAGCAGAUCAAAGAGAUAUGGUUGAAGAAAUUGUGGGAAUGCUUCCAAGUAAGAAAGGUGUAACACCUUCCAAGUAUUUGCUUAGAAUGCUAAGAACAGCUAUGCUUCUGCAUGCAAGUCAGUCAUGCAUAGACACUUUGGAGAAAAGGAUUGGCUCUCAACUUGAACAAGCCAUUCUUGUUGAUCUUCUGAUUCCAAACAUGGGGCAACCGGCUGAGACACUUUACGAUACAGAUUGCAUUCAGAGGAUUAUAGAUCAUUUUCUGUCCAUAUACUUGCCUGCAACUGCAUCAACUACUCCGUGCAUAAGCAUGCAUGAAGAAGGGCCAUUGGCGAGUGCAGCUGAUUCACUAACACCUAUGACAAUAGUAGCCAACUUGGUAGAUGCAUAUCUUGCUGAGGUAGCUCUUGAUGUAAAUUUCAAAUUGCCAAAGUUUCAGGCCCUUGCAACUGCAAUUCCAGAAUAUGCUAGGCCUAUAGAUGAUGGUUUAUAUCAUGCUAUAGAUGUGUAUCUCAAGGCACAUCCUUGGCUAGUUGAUUCGGAGAGGGAGCAAUUCUGUAGACUCAUGAACUGCCAAAAGCUGUCAUUGGAAGCAAGCACACAUGCAGCACAAAAUGAGAGAUUGCCACUCAGAGUAAUUGUGCAGGUCCUCUUCUUUGAACAGCUUAGACUCAGAACAUCAAUAUCUAGCUGGUUAUUUGAUGACACAAAUAACUUUGAGAACGCACAACAACAAAACAGCCUUAAUGGAAAUAAUCUUGGCCAUCUAAGGAGUGCGAAUAAUGGUCAAGUAGACCCUUCACAGCAACAAGGUGGUGGAAACUUGAGGGAACGUGUCUCAGAGCUUGAAAAGGAAUGCACCUGUAUUAGGAAAGAGCUCCAUAAGCUAGCUAAGAGUAAGAGAGGUUGGAACAUUUUCCAAAGAAUCUUCUUUAGAAAAAGGUCUUGCUAG